CUAGGAAGAAGAGUAUAAAUGGUGAGGAAAAAAGUUUCCUUUUUUGCGGUACCCAUUUCAAAGGCAUCGGAUAAAGUUGGAAGAAACGGGGCGAGUGGGACCCCUCCCUGAUCAAGAACAUCUUGAAGGAAAAUCGAAAAUCAAUUCUUUGCUUCUCUGGUUAGAUCCCAAAACGUCUCCUCUCUGUCUCUCCGCUUCUUCAUCACUUCCUCCCUUUUUUUCUUUUCCUCUUCCAGCUGCACUCUUCUUCCGAAAUCAAAUCCCAGAAUCAGAAUAAGCUUCUCCAUCUGCUUUGAUAAAACAAAAAGGUGCAAAUCUAAUGGAAGGCAUUAUAGUUAGAAGAGUCAUUCCUUCAGACAACAGUUGCCUCUUCAAUGCUGUUAGUUAUGUAAUGGACCAUGACAAGAAAAAGGCUUCAGAGCUAAGACAGGUUAUUGCAGCAACAGUUGCCAGCGAUCCAACGAAGUAUUCUGAAGCUUUUCUUGGGAAGCCCAAUCAAGAAUAUUGUGAAUGGAUUAUGAAUCCAGAUAAAUGGGGCGGUGCCAUAGAGCUUUCAAUUUUGGCAGAGUAUUACAGUCGCGAAAUUGCUGCUUAUGAUAUACAGACUACCCGUUGUGAUUUGUAUGGGCAGGAAAAUAAUUAUCCUGAAAGAGCACUGCUGAUUUAUGAUGGACUCCAUUAUGAUGCUUUGGCUAUGUCCCCUUCCCAAGAGGCUCCAGAGGAGUUUGACCAAACAAUUUUCGGGGUGCAGAAGGACCGCACCAUUGGCCCUAUCGAAGCGCUGGCCCUUAACCUUGUCAAAGAUCAGCAAAGGAAAAGGAGCUAUACAGAUACUGCCAACUUCACGUUACGCUGCGGAGUUUGCCAAAUUGGAGUUGUGGGACAAAAGGAGGCUGCUGAGCAUGCACAAGCAACUGGACAUGUUAACUUUCAAGAAUACAAAUGAAGUUGUUUUACAGGAAAUAGUUUUGUUUCAUUAUGUAGUUGGAAUUGAAGAACUCUUUUAAUUUUUAUUUUUUUAUGAAAGAAAGAAAAAGUGCACACUUAUAUUACACACAGAAUGACAAAGAUGAGUCUAAAACACUGAUGAGGUAAGUUCAAUAUGUUUUUGGCUCUGAAACACUAAUUUACAUGUGCUAAAAACAUGAAUUCUUGUACUCUUUUCUGUAUUGUUUACUUCUUUUG
This is a messenger RNA of Cuscuta campestris, 1185 nucleotides long. The record is from the annotation of a GenBank genome assembly. NCBI's taxonomy places the organism in Eukaryota, Viridiplantae, Streptophyta, Magnoliopsida, Solanales, Convolvulaceae.